UCCACGGAAUGAACGUAAUGCUGAACCCAAUCUCAAUGUGGAAUCCUCCCGAAAGAAGCUAAUUUCAGGCCAUGGCAAGCCAAGCUUUGCAUCUGAUGAACAGUUUCUAUGCUCCUUCCAUUCUCAGCCGUCUCCUUGCAACCACAGCUUCUCUCUUUCAAGCGCGACAAGCUCACGCUCACAUCAUCAAGACCGGCCUUUCCACACAAACCCACUUUUCCACUAGGCUCAUCUCGCUCUACGCAAAUCAUCAAUGCUUCGCAGAUGCAGAGCUCGUUUUGGGUUCGAUCCCCGAGCCCGAUGUCUUCCCACUCUCCACCCUCAUUUACGCCUGUACGAAACUCAAUCGUUUCGGGCUCGCUCUUGGUUUCCUGUCGCGGAUGUUGUCUCGAGGCGUCUUGCCCGAUGCCCAAGUCCUCCCUAGCGUAUUCAAGGCGUGCGCCGGACUGUCCGACCUUAGAGCCGGACGACCAAUCCAUGGCAUUGCCACUGUAACUGGGCAUACCUCGGAUUCGUAUGUUCAAUCCUCCUUGGUCCAUAUGUAUGUUAAGUGCAAUGGAUUAGCGGAUGCCCGCAAGGUGGUUGAGCUAAUGCCGGACUCAGAUGUGGUUUCUUGGAGUGCUUUAGUUGCGGGCUAUGCUAGACAAGGAUGUGUAAGUGAAGCGAAGGAGGUGUUUGAUGAGAUGGCAAGCUUAGGAAUUGAACCUAAUUCAGUUUCAUGGAAUGGGAUGAUUGCUGGAUUCAACCAGAGUGGGCGGCAUUCGGAUUCAAUCUCGACGUUUCAGCAGAUGCAUUCACAAGGUUUUAAGCCUGAUGGGACUAGCAUAUCCAGUGUUCUUCCUGCGGUGGGAGACUUGGAUAUUCUAAUCGUGGGUAUUCAAGUUCAUGGUUAUGUGAUCAAGCAGGGAAUUGGAUCAGACAAAUGUGUUGUCAGUGCACUUAUAGAUAUGUAUGGAAAGUGUGCCUGCAGUGCAGAGAUGUCACAGGUGUUUGAUGAAAUGGAGCAAUUAGACGUAGGUGCUUGCAAUGCACUGGUUGCUGGGCUAUCAAGGAAUGCCCUUGGCGAUACGGCAUUGAGGGUAUUUAGGGAAUUCAUGGGAAAAGGGAUAGACUUGAAUGUGGUCUCUUGGACAUCAGUGAUUGCUUGUUGCUCUCAGAAUGGUAAACCCAUGGAGGCUUUAGACCUGUUCAGAGAGAUGCAGGUUGCUGGGGUGGAGCCAAACUCUGUCACAAUCCCUUCCUUGUUACCAGCUUGUGGCAAUAUUUCAGCACUAAUGCAUGGGAAGGCAGCUCAUGGUUUCAUUAUUAGAAGGGAGAUCCCUGUUGAUGUUUAUGUGGGUAGUGCACUGAUUGAUAUGUAUGCCAAGUGUGGAAGGAUCCAGGCUUCUCGUCUUUGCUUCGAUGGGUUGCGCACUCGAAAUUUGGUUUGUUGGAAUGCAAUAAUGAGUGGGUACGCAAUGCACGGUAAGGCUAAGGAAGCUAUGGAGAUCUUUCAUAUGAUGCAGAGGAGUGGACAGGAGCCUGACUCCAUUAGCUUCACCUGUAUAUUAUCUUCGUGUAGCCAAUCUGGCUUAACAGAGGUGGGACAAAACUACUUUAACAGCAUGUUUGAAGAGCAUGGAAUUGAACCAAAAGUUGAGCAUUAUGCUUGCAUGGUGACCCUUCUUGGUCGUGCUGGAAAGACGGUAGAGGCUUGUAAUAUAAUCAAGAAAAUGCCGUGCGAACCAGACGCUUGUGUUUGGGGAGCAUUACUGAGUGUUAGUAGAAUUCACAAUAACCUUCAUCUGGGUGAGAUGGCUGCCAGGAAAUUAUUUGAGUUGGAACCCGGAAAUCCUGGGAACUACAUUCUUCUAUCCAACAUAUAUGCUUAUAAGAGAAAAUGGAAUGAAGUAGACAAAUUGCGGGAUGUGAUGAAGGAGAAGGGUUUGAGCAAGAACCCAGGUUGCAGUUGGAUUGAAGUAAAAAACAAGGUUCACAUGUUUUUGGCAGGAGACAGAUCCCAUCCUCAUAUGUCCCUAAUCAAUGAAAAGUUGGUCCAAUUUACUAUGGAAAUGAAGAAAUCAAGUUGUUUCCCGAACACCGACUUUCUUCUGCAUGAUGUGGAAGAAGAAGACAAGGAGCAAAUUCUGUGCGGCCACAGUGAGAAGUUGGCAGUAGUGUUUGGGGUUCUGAACACUCGCCCAGGGUCUCCGCUUCAAGUCAUAAAGAACCUUAGAAUUUGUGGGGAUUGCCACACUGUUAUAAAGUUCAUAUCCCACUUGGAGAGGAGGGAGAUCUUUGUGAGAGACACAAACCGCUUCCAUCACAUCAAAGAUGGGGCGUGCUCAUGCGGGGAUUAUUGGUGAAUGGGUGAUUGAACUGCGUGCUGUUACUACUGUCUGCCAAAGCCUAAGCCUGGAAACUGGAUUAGCAGUGUCUUUGGCACGAGGCCACCACAGUUGAAGCCAUUACCAACCUUUGUGCUGCAGUGUUGUUUACAUUACAGAGUUCGUAGAUUGGAAUAUUUGUUCUGAAGCUUUAACGAGGAGGCGGCAGAAAUCGCGGCCUGUUGCUAAUCCAACAAAAUUUGUGGAUGGUCUCUGACUGUAAGCUUAUGCUUGGAUGCGGAUGAGGGGGUACAGAAGAAAAGGGACAUCAUUUUUCUUGUUUGAACGGAGCACGGAGGUUUCAUGAUAGAAAGAGAAAGAUAAUGACACCUUCCCCUUCUCUUCCAUACACAUAUGUUGCUGCUUACAUCCUAAUACUAAUUUUAGGGUGUUAGGAGGUGAAAGAAAAUAUAUUUAUAAAUAUGAUUAUUAAUUUUUUUA
Molecule: messenger RNA, 2807 nt
Organism: Diospyros lotus (date-plum)
Lineage: Eukaryota; Viridiplantae; Streptophyta; Magnoliopsida; Ericales; Ebenaceae
Product: pentatricopeptide repeat-containing protein At1g20230
Exons: 1
Coding region: 72-2345 (757 amino acids)
Biological process (GO): RNA modification
Molecular function (GO): RNA binding; protein binding; zinc ion binding
Source: RefSeq, a predicted model, not a curated record